Molecule: messenger RNA, 3608 nt
Organism: Quercus robur (English oak)
Lineage: Eukaryota; Viridiplantae; Streptophyta; Magnoliopsida; Fagales; Fagaceae
Product: glycine dehydrogenase (decarboxylating), mitochondrial
Exons: 15
Coding region: 249-3398 (1049 amino acids)
Biological process (GO): glycine decarboxylation via glycine cleavage system
Cellular component (GO): glycine cleavage complex; apoplast; mitochondrion
Molecular function (GO): glycine binding; pyridoxal phosphate binding; glycine dehydrogenase (decarboxylating) activity
Source: RefSeq, a predicted model, not a curated record
CAUAGAAAAACUCACCAUACUAUCAACAACCCACCACACAACCCAACUCACUCACUUCAAUGGAAUAGCAAAAAAACCAAAACAAAACAACUUUAGUUCCUGUUUUCUUUGGUCUUUUCAUUUUUCUCACCAACCCCAUUUCCUCUUUGCUUUUGCUUUCGCUGUUUGUUCAUUUUUGUUUCUGUUUCUGCAAAAACAGAACACACCAAAAAAAAAAAAAACAGAAGCUUUUCUCUCAUUGUUCAUUCAUGGAACGUGCAAGGCGCUUCGCAAACCGUGCAAUUCUGAAGCGGUUGGUGUCAGAAGCCAAGCAGUUUCGUCAAAAUGAGACUUUGUUGCACACUGUCUCCCCAGUUUCAUACACACCCUCAAGGUACGUAUCAUCCUUGACCUCGUACAUGUCCAUGCGUAGAAGUACUAGAUCAGAUUUGUCACAUAACAAUGUUGGUCAAGGUGUUGGGGUGUCUCAAACUCGUUCUAUAUCUGUGGAGGCAUUGAAACCCAGUGACACUUUUCCACGCCGCCAUAACUCGGCAACCCCAGAAGAGCAAACCAAAAUGGCUAACUUAUGUGGGUUUGAUAAGCUUGAUUCGCUUAUUGAUGCCACUGUGCCUAAAUCUAUUAGAAUCCAAUCAAUGAAGUUUGAUAAGUUUGAUGAAGGGUUAACUGAGAGUCAAAUGAUUGAGCACAUGAAAAAACUAGCUUCAAAAAAUCAGGUUUUUAAGUCAUAUAUUGGGAUGGGAUACUAUAACACUUAUGUUCCACCUGUGAUUUUGAGGAACAUAAUGGAGAAUCCAGCUUGGUACACUCAAUACACACCUUACCAAGCUGAGAUAUCUCAAGGGCGUCUUGAAUCUUUGUUAAAUUAUCAAACUUUGAUUACGGAUCUUACUGGUCUCCCCAUGUCAAAUGCUUCAUUGCUUGAUGAAGGAACAGCCGCUGCUGAAGCAAUGGCUAUGUGUAAUAAUAUUCAGAAGGGAAAGAAGAAAACUUUUGUAAUUGCCAAUAAUUGUCACCCUCAAACAAUUGAUAUUUGUAAGACUAGAGCUGAUGGUUUUGAUCUUAAAGUAGUUACCGCAGAUCUUAAGGAUAUCAAUUACAAAUCUGGGGAUGUGUGUGGUGUUUUGGUUCAGUACCCGGGGACUGAGGGUGAGAUUUUGGAUUAUGCGGAGUUCAUUAAGAAUGCUCAUGGUCAUGGGGUCAAGGUUGUGAUGGCGUCGGAUCUAUUGGCAUUGACAUUGUUGAAGCCACCAGGUGAAUUGGGGGCUGAUAUUGUUGUUGGUUCUGCUCAGAGGUUUGGGGUUCCUAUGGGGUAUGGAGGUCCUCAUGCUGCGUUUUUGGCCACAUCACAAGAGUACAAGAGGAUGAUGCCAGGAAGAAUCAUUGGUGUAAGUGUUGAUUCUUCAGGGAAGCCUGCUCUGCGAAUGGCAAUGCAGACAAGGGAGCAGCAUAUCCGUAGGGAUAAGGCUACAAGCAAUAUUUGCACUGCUCAGGCACUGCUUGCAAAUAUGGCUGCUAUGUAUGCUGUUUAUCAUGGACCUGAAGGCCUUAAAUCCAUUGCACAACGGGUUCAUGGUCUUGCUGGGGCAUUUUCACUUGGACUGAAGAAGCUUGGGACAGGGGAAGUUCAAGGCCUUCCUUUCUUUGACACUGUGAAGGUUAAGGUUGCUGAUGCACAUGCAAUUGCUGAUGCUGCUUACAAGAGUGAAAUAAAUUUGAGAAUUGUAGACCGGAACACCAUAACCGUUUCUUUUGAUGAGACAACCACCUUGGAGGAUGUUGAUAAACUUCUCAAAGUUUUUGCUGGUGGCAAGCCUGUUCCAUUUACUGCUGCAUCUCUUGCACCAGAGGUGGAGACCGUGAUUCCCUCUGGGCUAGAAAGGGAGAGCCCAUAUCUCACCCAUCCAAUCUUUAACACGUAUCAUACAGAGCAUGAGCUGCUUAGAUACAUUCAUAGGUUACAAUCAAAGGAUCUCUCUCUAUGCCACAGCAUGAUUCCAUUGGGAUCGUGUACUAUGAAAUUGAAUGCAACAAGUGAGAUGAUGCCAGUAACAUGGCCUGGCUUUACUGACAUUCACCCUUUUGCCCCAACUGAACAGUCUCAGGGUUAUCAGGAAAUGUUCAAAGAUUUGGGUGAACUAUUGUGUACCAUCACUGGCUUUGACUCUUUUUCCUUGCAACCUAAUGCUGGUGCGGCUGGAGAGUAUGCUGGCUUGAUGGUUAUCCGGGCAUAUCAUUUGGCAAGAGGUGACCAUCAUCGCAAUGUGUGCAUUAUACCUGUUUCAGCACAUGGGACAAAUCCUGCUAGUGCUGCCAUGUGUGGAAUGAAAAUUGUCUCUGUUGGAACUGAUGCCAAGGGAAACAUCAACAUUGAAGAAUUAAGGAAGGCUGCUGAAGCUAAUAGGGACAACCUCUCUGCUCUUAUGGUCACAUAUCCUUCAACUCAUGGAGUCUAUGAAGAAGGUAUUGAUGAGAUAUGUAAGAUAAUUCAUGACAAUGGAGGUCAAGUAUACAUGGAUGGGGCUAACAUGAAUGCACAGGUGGGACUGACAAACCCUGGUUGCAUUGGAGCUGAUGUUUGCCAUCUCAAUCUCCAUAAAACAUUUUGCAUUCCUCAUGGAGGAGGUGGUCCUGGCAUGGGUCCUAUUGGUGUGAAGAAACACUUGGCACCAUUUUUGCCAUCGCAUCCUGUGGUACCCACUGGUGGAAUACCUGCUCCUGACAAGUCUCACCCACUUGGUACCAUUUCUGCUGCACCUUGGGGCUCUGCACUUAUUUUGCCAAUAUCAUACACAUAUAUAGCCAUGAUGGGGUCAAAUGGUCUCACUGAAGCAUCAAAAAUAGCUAUUCUGAAUGCAAAUUACAUGGCAAAGCGUUUGGAGAACUAUUACCCCAUUCUUUUCCGUGGUGUCAAUGGAACAGUUGCCCAUGAAUUCAUUGUUGAUUUAAGAGGCUUCAAGAAUACUGCUGGUAUAGAGCCUGAAGAUAUUGCCAAGCGUUUAAUGGACUACGGAUUUCAUGGACCAACAAUGUCAUGGCCAGUUCCAGGCACACUUAUGAUUGAACCCACUGAAAGUGAAAGCAAGGCGGAGUUAGACAGGUUUUGUGAUGCUCUUAUUUCCAUUAGAGAAGAAAUUGCUCAGAUUGAGAAUGGAAAAGCAGACGUCCACAACAAUGUCCUGAAGGGAGCUCCUCAUCCACCAUCCCUGCUCAUGGGAGAUGCAUGGACAAAACCAUAUUCUCGGGAAUAUGCAGCCUUCCCAGCUGCUUGGCUUCGUGUUGCGAAGUUCUGGCCUACUACAGGGCGUGUGGAUAAUGUUUAUGGCGACCGCAACCUUGUCUGCACCCUUCUCCCAGCAUCACAUGUUGUUGAAGAACAAGCGGCAGCCACUGCCUAGUCUUCCUCAUCAUGCUCCUUGCUGCAAGGUUUCUCUAUGAAACCGUUUGCUUCUCCCUCUCAUUGUAUAAAUAUUUCCUUGAUUAUGUCCUUCACAGCUGGUGACAUUCAUUUUCCUAAUACCAUAUUGAUAAUGAUCAGCUGUUCUAAUAACAAUUGUUGCUGAUUGCAACCCAAAAUGUUGUAAUUAUAAUUUACUUCAUUCGCCCUC